AUGGUUAUAGAUUAAAAAAUGUAUUCAAUAGAGUGUGCUAAACAUAGUAAGAAUUAAAUUUUUGCUUUAUGGAUAAUAAUUUAAUUAAGAAUUAUGAAGAUUUAAAAAUGUAAGAGAGUAGGUUAUCAAUAGAAUUAAAUUUAAUAAAUUAAAAGACUUAAGAUAGAUAAAUAAACUCUUAAGAAUUAAAAUAAAUGA
Messenger RNA from Paramecium pentaurelia, 198 nucleotides. The record is from the annotation of a GenBank genome assembly. Lineage: Eukaryota; Ciliophora; Oligohymenophorea; Peniculida; Parameciidae.